Molecule: messenger RNA, 3764 nt
Organism: Clarias gariepinus (North African catfish)
Lineage: Eukaryota; Metazoa; Chordata; Actinopteri; Siluriformes; Clariidae
Gene: kdsr
Product: 3-ketodihydrosphingosine reductase
Exons: 11
Coding region: 210-1298 (362 amino acids)
Biological process (GO): sphingolipid biosynthetic process
Cellular component (GO): endoplasmic reticulum membrane
Molecular function (GO): 3-dehydrosphinganine reductase activity
Source: RefSeq, a predicted model, not a curated record
GUCGGUUCAGCGACGCCGCUUGUGUUUUGAUUUGUGUUCGUUAGCUAACUAGCUGGAAACAAUCAGUGACCGAAAUGCGCGUACCUUUAUAUCGGUACGCUUUUAUAACAUUGUAACUUUGCACUAGGUGGUCUGUACGCUGCAGUUACUGCGAGUGGACGUGUACCGGGAGCACGCAGUGAUUUGGGAUUCGGCCCUAAGGCUCACCCAUGCCCACCGGAGCAGCGUUCCUGAGCUCAGUGCUACCGGAUUGGCUUCUCUCACACUCGGGCUGGUCUGUCCUUCCGUUCAUUAUGAUGAUGAUAUUAGUCUUUGCUGCUUUUAUGGUAGCUUUCGUGCUGUUUCUCUACAUGAUCUCGCCUUUAAUCAGCCCCAAACCGCUGAAACUCCACGGAGCCCAUGUCGUGGUGACGGGGGGCAGCAGCGGGAUCGGGAAGUGCAUCGCCAUGGAGUGCUACAGACAAGGAGCAUUUAUCACUCUGGUGGCGCGAGAUGAGGGAAAACUGGUGCAGGCGAAGAAGGAGGUGGAGAAGUGCGCAGUGAACGACAAACAGGUGGUGCUCUGCAUCUCAGUGGACGUGUCGAAGGACUACAGCCAGGUGGAGAGCGUGCUGAAACAGGCUCAGGAGAAGCUCGGACCGGUGGACAUGCUGGUGAACUGCGCAGGGAUGUCGAUCUCUGGGAAGUUUGAGGAGCUCGGGGUCAAAUACUUCCAGUCUCUGAUGGAGGUGAACUACCUGGGCAGUGUUUACGCCACACGCGCUGUCAUCGGCACCAUGAAGGAGCGGCGGAUGGGCCGCGUGGUGUUCGUGUGCUCCCAGGCCGGCCAGCUCGGGCUGUUCGGCUUCACCGCGUACUCCGCCUCCAAGUUCGCCUUGCGCGGCCUCGCCGAAGCACUGCAGAUGGAGGUGAAGCCAUAUAACGUCUAUGUGACGGUGUCGUACCCUCCUGACACGGACACGCCGGCGCUCGCGGAGGAGAACAAGACAAAGCCUUUAGAGACGAAGCUGAUCUCCGAGACCUCUGGAGUCUAUCAGCCUGAGCAGGUGGCUAAAGUCAUCGUUAAAGACGCCGUGCAGGGAAACUUCAGCAGUUCGGUCGGUCCGGACGGCUACAUGCUGUCUGCGCUGACCUGCGGCAUGUCUCCCGUCACGUCCAUCACUGAGGGGCUGCAGCAGAUCGUGACCAUGGGUCUGUUCCGCACCAUCGCGCUCUUCUACCUGAGCAGCUUCGACAGCAUCGUCCGCCGCUGCAUGAUCCAGAGGGAGCAGAGCAAAGUGUCCGAGAAGACCGAGUGACACCUAGACAUCACGCCGCCGGACACACACACACACACAGGACAUGCAGACCGAGCUGAUUAUCCAUCAGGUGUCAUCAUUAUGUUGUGCUCGUGAACAUGCAAGACAUGAGCAGGCGGUAUAAAACAAACCCUCUGGUGUGUGUGUGUGUGUGUGUGUGUGUGUGUCUCAUAACGCCCACAUCUCAGUUUUGUCUUGGUCAAAAAGGGGGCGGAGCUUAAGUUGUGUUCGAUCGGCCAGCAAGCAUUUACUUCACCCUCGUUAGCCUAGCUGCAAUGAGCAGCUAACUUUCCAGCGCUAGCUAUGAAACGUUAAAUAACUAGUUAAAUCUAAUUACUUAGUUGGGUAUUAAAUCUCGGAUUGCCACUCGAGUACUCGAUGUACAGGAUCUCUUAGCACUGUUUAGCACUAUUGUGUAGUUAAGCUAGACAUCAUCUGCUAACAUUAGCAUGGCUAAGUUUGUGGUAUCAUGUUAAACAAUAACAAAACAAUCUAGCCAGACAAUAGAGAACGCAAGUUCAGCGAGAGUUAGAGAAGAGAGGAGAGAUCAAUGACACAGUGUACAAAAUUACACGAUUUAAAUAAGUUUUGCUAACGUAAUCAAUGAAAUCUGCAGAUAUGGUUAAUAGCUAGGGAAGUCUAGCUCGCUAAUACCUGGCCACUUCUUGUUUUUAAUUACAUGAUAAAUGAAUUAGCUGAACUUGUGCUCCGCCCUCAAAGCGCUUAAUUUUUAUCUUACGAUCUUUGUUAUCUUUGCAGGCAAAGAUAAACGAUUGUUGUUGUUUCUCUCUUUAACGACUUUUCAGACAAAUGAACUCAUGUUUCACAUCAGUGUAGUGUCUUCGUUAAAAAUAUGAACAAACUAACAGCUUCCUGAACUUCGUCCACCGUUUCUGCCUUAUCCUCGACUCUCUGUGCAGGUGUCCUGAUGGAGAUGUUUGACGUUUGUGGAACUCGCGGGUCCGAGUGAUUCUAGCCAGCGGGAUGAGCUAGCAUGAUUAGCCCUGACCUUACAGGGUGGAAGGGGGGAGCAAAGUUGUGUUUAGUGUAUGUGUUAGCAUGCGUGCUAGCUGUUGAAUAGCAGGACUGUGAGAAUCCCUGUGUUUCUGUCUUUAUAGUGUUCCCUUUGUUUGUUAGCGGUUAGCAAGAAAGAGCUCAGCGUUGAAGUGACUCCUUGGAGAAUUUUUUUUAAAUUACUAUCAACUUCUGUUGACUUCCUGUUAGAAUGAUAAAGCUUCUAGCGAUUAGCAGGAACACACUUGGCAUUGAAGAGUUCAGGUUUUCAGUCAUCCCCAACCCUCUGGCCAACUAGCUUACUAGCUAGAAUUACUUUCUUCCUUUCGAACUAGGCUUCUAGGUUUUAGCUUAGCUAGGAUGCUAUCAGAUUACAUUGCUAGCAUCUCGCUAAGAUGUUGAUUUUAGCAAACAGGAGUUAAAAGUUUAACUCUUUAAGCUGUGUGAAAGAAACUGUGUGUAAAUUUCUAAUCGGUUGCUCCUGUUGCUCUUCACACUCGACGCCGUGACCGUAUUGGCUUACUAGCCGAUGUUGCUAACAACCUACCAUGAAAAAAAAGCUGUGUUUCAGCACUUGUACUAACAGAAGAGUUGUUUUGUUAAAGAGAACAUACUAAUAGUCCGAGUUCAUUGGAAACAGUUUAAUGUUCAGGAUGCGCUAGUUUAAUAAUGCUGCUGCUUUGUUUAGCGACUCAGCUCUAGCCAAUCGAGUGCUCCAGUCGCGUGAAGCACCAUUUUAAAAGCCUUAAAACAUUAAAGGUUAUUUAUUCACAGUUUUUUCCGAAGUAUGAAAGUGAGGACGCAUGAGUCGCAGCGACGAUGUUCUCAUUUGACGUCGGCUCGACGCUUGGUUAAGGUUAAUUAGUGCUUCUCCAUUCAACAAUAACGCAAAGUAGCUAACACGAGUUUUACAUUUUAGAUAAUAACGAUUAUUCAGCAUCCGCAGUACGACCAGCACACACGUCCGAGUUCCUGACGGGAGGCUGCUGAGGUCGUGUCUCUAAUGAAACUCAUAACAUCGCAGCGUAAAACACAGCAGGCUUUUAAGGAUUUACUUCAGAAAUUUUUUUAACGGUGCAAUAUCGCGUCGUUAUCGCAUCGAUUAGCUCACGUACAAGCAAUCUUUACACUUUUCUCUUUAAAGCUAUGCAAACGAAGUACACACGUUUCAACACAGUUUCCACCUUCAUGCUAGACUUUGCUCUUUUCUUCUUGUUUGAUGUUAAGGUUUAAAUGUUUCAGUAAAUAUAAUUUAACUGUAAUUUAAUUAACGUAAAACCAGCUCCCACACAUUCCAUUUGUCUUUUUUUUUUUUCCUCUUUCUUUUCGUUUUGGACAAACUUGUUAAAGAAAAAAAAAUACUCACCUUGUGUGCCAUAAACAAAAAUGAAGAUGAUGUUGAUUUGUGUUUAUUUCUUACAUAAUCAAAUAAAACAUUUGGAAAAGUUGGUA